This is a messenger RNA of Cylas formicarius (sweet potato weevil), 1777 nucleotides long. RefSeq names its product arrestin homolog (gene Arr2). Bases 102 to 1298 code for a protein of 398 amino acids. The record is from RefSeq and is a predicted model, not a curated record. Lineage: Eukaryota; Metazoa; Arthropoda; Insecta; Coleoptera; Brentidae. The transcript is spliced from 7 exons. Gene Ontology annotation, molecular function: G protein-coupled receptor binding. Gene Ontology annotation, biological process: signal transduction; G protein-coupled receptor internalization. Gene Ontology annotation, cellular component: cytoplasm.
UGACGGAAGUAACCCAGUGCCAAUUUGAUCUUGGUUAGUCCUUGACUCACGUGUCCACUACUGAACCGCGCUUACUUUCUUCGGAAAAAAAAACUUUUUCAAUGGUGGUUGCGAUUAAAGUAUUCAAGAAAACAACACCGAAUGGUAAGGUCACAGUUUAUCUAAGCAAGAGGGAUUUCAUCGACCACCUCGACUACACCGAUCCUAUCGAUGGAGUCGUCGUCGUUGAAGAUGAGUAUUUGCAGGGCCGCAAAAUCUUCGCCCAGGUGGUCACCGUGUACCGCUAUGGGCGAGAAGAAGAUGAGGUUAUGGGCCUCAAAUUCAGCAAGGAGAUAGUCGUCGCAACAGCCCAAGUAGUACCGCAGAAACGUGACAAGGACACCGAGCUCGCUCCUAUCCAAGAAAAGUUAGUCAAAAAAAUGGGACCUAACGCCAGUCCAUUCACGUUCCAGUUUCCGGAUAUGGCUCCAUGCUCGGUGACGCUCCAACCGGGUGAAGAUGACCAAGGCAAACCCCUCGGUGUAGAAUACUAUGUCAAGUGCUGGGUUGGUAAUAACGAAGACGACAAGGGCCAUAGACGCAGCACGGUACAGCUUGCCAUCAAGAAACUGCAGUACGCUCCGUUGGAUCGGUGCGGCAAUCGAUUGCCCAGUUCAUUGGUGUCCAAAGGCUUCACAUUCUCAAGUGGCAAAAUAAACCUGGAAGUCACCCUCGACAAAGAAAUCUACUAUCAUGGCGAGAAAAUUGGAGCUAACAUAAUGAUAACCAAUAAUUCUAGGAAGAAGGUGAUGAACAUUAAAGUUUACGCGGUGCAACAUUGCGAAGUGACCAUGGUAAAUGCUCAAUUUUCCAAAUAUGUCGCGAGCUUAGAGACCCGCGAAGGAUGUCCGAUUACACCAGGUGCUAGUUUCACCAAAGUCGUCUAUCUGGUGCCUCUAGCUUCCAGCAAUCGGGACAGGCGUGGAGUGGCUUUAGAUGGGCGUCUCCGAGAUGAUGACGUAAAUUUGGCGAGCUCCACUUUGGUACCAGAAGGAAAAUGUCCAAUCGAUGCCAUCGGUAUCGUAAUAUCCUACUCUCUAAGAGUUAAACUGAAUUGCGGUACAUUGGGUGGCGAACUGAUGACGGACGUGCCUUUUAAAUUGUUGCAUCCAGCCCCUGGAAGUAUCGAAAGAGACCGAGUGCAGGCUAUUAAGAAAACCAAAUCUACCGAGAGAGCUCGCUACGAGAAUGAUGACGACGACAACAUUGUUUUCGAAGAUUUUGCCAGAUUCCGCAUGUCACGUGACGAGAUUGAGUAAAAGUAAACCUAUGUAAGGCAACAGUCGACUACCAACAGUGUGAAAAACACGAACGCAGUAAUAAAAGAUUAUUUGUAACUCGCCGUUAUCAUUGAAAGUGUCAAUAAACAUCGACACAAACAUGCCGUUUCAAUGAGAUCGGAGACUUACGAUUGAUUAAUUGGGAACUUCUUUCAAUGGUAGUAGUAUUGGUAAUCGUUUAUCGUCUUACAUCACUUAUGAAACGUAAUUAAAUACGAAAAAAAAAUCUAAACUAAGAAACGGCAACGUUCUUCCGCCAGAAGUGAUUAUAGGAAUAGAAAAAAAAAAACGAAAUAUUUAAAUGACGACUGUAAUAUUGUUUAUGCUUGAGCUAUGGAAAAGUGAUGUUCAAUUUUGAAUUCUAAAUAUUCUAAUUUCAUUUAUUAUAAUAACGCUAUUAGUUGUAGAUAUACCUUAUCUGUGCAUGCAAAAUAAAAAUAAAAUCGUCUUACAUAUAA